Molecule: messenger RNA, 920 nt
Organism: Dendronephthya gigantea
Lineage: Eukaryota; Metazoa; Cnidaria; Anthozoa; Malacalcyonacea; Nephtheidae
Product: mannose-P-dolichol utilization defect 1 protein homolog
Exons: 7
Coding region: 161-898 (245 amino acids)
Source: RefSeq, a predicted model, not a curated record
GAUCCUCAUUUGUAUCGAACACAAUGUUUACUAUUCUUUGAACAAAAGGCUGAUUGCCCUUUUUACAUUUAGAAGAGUUAUUAAAAUUGACACGUCAACGAAGGAGUCACUGACCUUAUAAGAAAAAUCAUAUUUUUAUAAGAUCAGAAUACACGUCAAGAUGGCGGCCGGUGACUUCUUUUUCACCCCUUGGGUAUUGCUGCUUAUAACCAGGGAAUGUCACGAUAAGUUCUUUCUAGAUUAUAAUUUCUUCGAUGUUCCAUGUUUGAAACUUGUUAUCAGCAAAGGACUUGGUUAUGGGGUAGUUGUCGGCUCAGCAAUGGUGAAAGUACCUCAAAUAGUGAAGAUUUUGAAGGCCAGAAGUACGGAAGGCUUAAACAUCCUGUCUUUUUAUGCAGAACUGUUAGCAUACACCUUGACUCUUGCAUAUAACUUAGAAAAAGGAUUCCCAUUCAGUACUUGGGGAGAAACAUCAUUCAUGAGUAUUCAAACAGUUAUUAUAAUCAUGCUCUGCUAUUAUUACAAUGGUGUCAUAACUGGGGCUAUAUUAUUUCCAAUUGCGUAUUCAGUCUUUGUGUAUACAUUAACUUGUGGUGUGGUGCCAGUAGACAUACAUACUAAAUUGCAGUUUGUUGUCAUGCCCAUCGUAUCGUUUAGCAAAUGCCUCCAAAUAUACGAGAACCUGCGCAAUGGCCAUACCGGACAAUUGUCAGGUCUGAUGGUAUUCCUCCUGUUCGGUGGAUGCAUAGCGCGUGUUUUCACAACAUAUCACGAAACUGGAGACAUGAUCCUCCUUGCCAACUUCCUCCUGGCACUCGUCCUAAACGGGAUUUUGCUUUUCCAAAUCGCCUAUUACCCUGAUAAACAUGCGGAUGGGAAGGUUAAAAAAAGUGAAUAAUGGAAGUUCGAGAUUAUGGCCU